GUGGUACUAUCAAAACUCCCCAUACUACUGUUUCUUUGCUCGUAAUUCUGCUAUUAAUGUCUCUCAUUCCUCAAAUGGAGGGAACCAGGAAAGAGCUGGAAGAUAAAAAUAUUGAUCGUAAGGCAAUGGCGGUGGAAGACGAAUGUCGGGCGAUGCCACCCGGACGAAGGCCGAUUUUCCGAAGAAAAUGGACAACUUUAGACAAACGUUCUGCUGGUGCUUUUCUGGUUAUGCAUUUCCUUUGUCUCUUGGCACCAUUUCAUUUCACAUGGCCAGCCUUUUGGCUUGCCUUUGUACUCUACGUUAUCACUGGCUUGUUCGGUUUGACGCUCUCGUACCACCGACAUCUCACACACAAGAGUUUCAAACUUCCCAAAUGGCUCGAAUACACAUUUGCUUAUAUUGGAGUCCAUACUUUUCAAGGCGAUCCAAUUGACUGGGUGAGUACGCAUAGAUAUCACCAUCAAUUUGUGGAUACCGAAAGAGAUCCACACACUCCUACACAAGGGUUUUGGUUUGGACACAUUGCUUGGAUAUUUGAUUCAUAUGGUUUAACUAAAAAAGUUAGCCCAAAACAUGUCGAAGAUUUUGAGAAAAGAGAUGAAAAACGAAAGAGUUUAAGCAAUAUUUUUGUGGGAUAUGUGAAGUAUGGAAGACCAAACAAUGUUGAGGAUUUACAAAAGCAAGCGUUUUAUAGAUUUCUUCGAAGAACAUACAUUCUUCAUCAUUUUGGUCUUGCAGUUGUCCUCUAUCUUGUCGGAGGGCUUCCUUUCCUCGUUUGGGGAAUGGGUGUAAGAACCGUAUGCUUUCAACAUGUCACUUUCGCUGUGAACUCUUUAGGCCACAUGUGGGGAAACCAGCAAUGGAACACUGGGGAUCAGUCCAGAAAUAAUUGGGUGUUGGCAUUACUUAUAUUUGGAGAAGGAUGGCACAACAACCACCAUGCAUUUGAGUACUCAGCUCGACAUGGCCUAGAAUGGUGGCAAUUAGAUGCAACUUGGUGGGUCAUUUUGUUUCUUGAAGCUGUAGGGCUAGCCACUGAUUUGAAGUUACCCUCUCAACACCACAUGCAGAAGUUGGCCAUUCAACCUAAGAGCGAGUGAUGAUAGUAAAAAGCACUUUACCAUGACUUUUUAAGGGUUUAAAAAUAUAAUUUUAAACCCUUAGAAAGUCAUUUCUCGAACUCUCUCUCAAUUUAUCUUUCUUUUCAACUUUCUUAACUGUUGUAUGAACCAUAUAUAUCCUUUGUUUGAUAUUAAACACUUAAUUUUAUCAAUAAAAGAAAAUACUAGAAAUUGUCCUAAAGUAUAGGGAUUUUUUGGCUAGUUGAAUAAAGCGAGAGAGAAGAUAUUAUGUACUUGGCUUUUAACUAGUGUGUGAAA
Molecule: messenger RNA, 1382 nt
Organism: Benincasa hispida (wax gourd)
Lineage: Eukaryota; Viridiplantae; Streptophyta; Magnoliopsida; Cucurbitales; Cucurbitaceae
Product: delta-9 acyl-lipid desaturase 1-like
Biological process (GO): very long-chain fatty acid biosynthetic process
Cellular component (GO): endoplasmic reticulum membrane
Molecular function (GO): palmitoyl-[glycerolipid] 7-desaturase activity
Source: RefSeq, a predicted model, not a curated record